Molecule: messenger RNA, 2388 nt
Organism: Guillardia theta CCMP2712
Lineage: Eukaryota; Cryptophyceae; Pyrenomonadales; Geminigeraceae
Exons: 4
Coding region: 1-2388 (795 amino acids)
Source: RefSeq, a predicted model, not a curated record
AUGGAGCCUGAGGCGGCUGGAGGUAGCGGCGACGCUCAGCAGGCGGAGAGCGCGGGAGAGUGGCUGGAGUUUACAGCCCUGGAGAAAGCAACUUCUCUCAACGAGAUGGGGACGAGCGAGAACCUAUCCCCGAAGGCGAUGGCUGAGCGAGAGGAGACGGUUGUGGCGGAGCUGCGGAGCUGCCCCCGUACGUCGGACAAAGAGGAGGCUUUCCCGGCCCGCGGCCGUCUUGCUAAGGUCCACUCUCAUGUCUGGAUGCUUGGGUGCAUGGCGAAAGCUCUAAUGGGAGCCUAUGGGCUGCAUCUUCUGAUAGCAAGCGGUUGUGUGCUCCUUGUACAUGUUGCUGGCAGUUUCUCAUCUCACGUGGCGCCAUUGGUGAUUCGAGGGGGUGGAAUAGGAGAUGCGAACCAGACCCUGCCGAUACGCAAAGACCUCUAUCACGUGCAUGGAGAGGAGGUAUAUGAAAGGCUGUGGCUAGAACAGAACGAGGUCAAGAAAGAAAGGGAGAAGGUAGGUGAGCAAAUAGAUAGUGUAGAACGAGAGAUCAAGGACGUUGAGGCAGAGCAGAAGGACUUGAACAAGAAGGCAGAUUCACUACUUCAUGACAAGGGGGCCAACAAGAAGCUCAUCAAGAAAAUAAUGAAGGAUAUCAAGUACCUUCGAACAAAAAAAGAGCACCUCCGAACAAAAGAGGAGCAACUUCGAACAGAAGAGGAGUACCUCCUAAAGAAAGAGGAGCACCUCCUAAAGAAAGAGAAGUACCUUCGAGAGAAUGUGAAAGACGAGGUCAAGAGCCUUCCCUGGAUAGAGACAAUUUUGGAUCUUAGUCAAGCAGGAUUCAGUGAGGAUCGCAAAAUUUUCACCAUCGAUCGAGCAUUACUGAAUCCAAGUCCUGGGCCAGCAGGGCUGCUGAUGCUCUACUGCAGGGAAAGCUUCAAUGAGCAAUGGCGUUUCCUUGAGGAGAAGGUGUGCAAGGAAGGAUGUUUGGGUUGGAUCUUAGGCCCUCCGGGGACAGGGAAGACGACAACGACGACAUGUUUCCUGCUAUCGCAAAGCAUGGAAGCGAGAUGGAGGGUGAUGUUUGUACGACUCUGGAAGGCGGGUCCUGUUAGCCUGAUACAGGUGGUUGACGGGAAAGAGAGAAGGUGUGACUUUACCAUGAAGAGAGCAGGGGACGAGAUAGAGGACUUCCUUAUGGGAUGGGGAGAGGUCAGCGAAAAGCACCUUCUGUCCUUGGACGGUUACAUGGAGGAGAAUCCAGACCAUAAUAACAUGAUAAGCAUCUGCAUGUUAUGGCGCCGUCAAGACUGGGAGAAUCGACGGCUUGUCAUCACGACAUCGAUGGGUGCUCGAACAAAGGUGUAUUCUGAGCAAGAUAUGAUAGAAAAGAUCAAGGAAAUGAAAAUAUACUCGUGGAUGCUCGAGGAGUACAAGGAAGCCGUCAAGCACGACCUUCUGUAUAAGAGUGUUGCUAACAUGAUGGGGAUCAGCUUGGAAACGAGGAAUACGAUAAGAAAGCAGGAGACCGAACAGGAGAGAAGAGCUCGAGAGGUUGAGUCCAAAUAUCAGAUUGUUGGAGGCUCAUGUCGGUACAUGUUCCAAUGCACGACUGCAGAGGCAAUUGAACAACUGUGUUUCGCGAUGGCUUCUGUGGAUAAUUUUGAAAUGCUGAUGGAUUUGAAAACGGGAGACCGAGCAAAGCUGAUGGUGAAUCUGCUGCAUGGAAUGUAUCGUAUUGGAGACAAUGUGCACUGGGGGCUUGUCAGCAGAUUUGUCGCCACGGAGCUAGCGCAGAGGCUUGGAGAAACUUUUGUGAGAAACAUCGAGCAGUUGGCGGGGAUCGCUAAGAAUCCGAUACUUGGUGGUGUGUUGUUUGAGAUGCUAUUCUUUGCUCGGAUAGGAAACGAGCAAGGGCUACGUGUGACCAGUAGGACAGGAGAAGAAGCCAGUUGGGAGAGCCUUGCUGUGAAGACUUUUGACCCAACACAACUCUAUACGUCCGGAAUCGAGAGGAGUGUAUGCCUAAAGCCAAUAGCUUGGAAUCAGGGCGGCUACGACGCGGUGAUUCUAGAUCUAAGGGAGAGGAUAGUGCGCUUUGUGCAGGUGACAGCGGCAAGCAAGCAUGACUUGAGACUGCAGUACUUUGCAGACUGCAUGGAUGCCUUGAGCAUGGAAAGAUGGGGUCAAUGGAAGUUGGAGAUUGUUUUCGUCGUUCCAAAGGACAAUCUUGCAAACUUCAGGCUGAGCGAGGUGGUCGAAGAGGGCGCGCUCGCGAAGUAUGGUUGGAGAGCCGGUGAGGAAACGAGCAAAGUGCGUGUAGUUGGGAUGGACCCUAGACCACAAGGAUGGAGCAGCAGGAUAGGACCAUGGAACGAGGAGUACAGUUGA